CAGCAAACACGAAAGUCAGAAAAAUAAAAAAAAUGAAAUGGAAAAAUAAAAGCAAGAUAUAAUGUUUAGUAAAAGGAGAAAGAGAAGAAGGGAAUGCGUACGCAUGAGGGAACAACGAAAGAGGGAAAAGAAAAGGGAGCAGUGACGCCGCUGAACCAGAGACCCGACGGAGCUGCGACGCGAAGUGAUCGGAACUGCGACGUGGACGAGCGGAGCUACGGCGUCGAAGGUUGAAAAUUUGGGGACAUCUGCUGCUUCUGAAGUACUUUUGGCCUUUUCGCCCACUGAAGUUGAACAUCUUGCAUUACUCAAAGCCGCUGCAACUUCUGUUGAAAUAAGUCAAUCAGAGUCACAAUUGGUUUAUUUCCGUGAUAGUGCAAUAUUAUUAGAGGAAUCAGAGGCGAUCAGAGCUGCCGUGCGAGAUGAUCGGAGCUGCGACGUGAAUGACCGGGGCUGAGAUUUCGAAAUAGAGACAGCACAAGAAGGGAAGAUCCUUUUGAGGUUUUCAUUCUUGGGAAGACUUUUGGAUAGGUAAUAUCGAUCUUCUGUGCAUCCUUCCAAGGUACUCAGUAAUAUUCGUACACCCUCGCAUCAUACCCUUUGAUCCUAAAAUAUAGUAGCCUUCAUCCUCUUAUGGGUUUUUGAUAAAGCAAUCGUUUUUGUCUCUGAAUUUGGAAAACAGCUAGUUCCCAUGGAAGGGUUGGUGAGUUCUGGGAUCAACACCAUUCGUGUUUUUGGUGUUACAAAGCACCAAUCUCGUUUUCUUCAUUCAUCAAUGCUGCAUCUGAGGAGUAAUAGAGUGUGUGGAACUGGAAUUGGGGUUGAGGAGAAGAAAAAGAGGAAGCAGUGUUUCGUUAUGGCUGCAUCUGUUGGGGGCUCCAAAGUGGGCCAUUUUGAGAACACACUCCCUUCCAAAGAGGUUCUUGAGCUUUGGAGAAAGGGUGAUGCUGUUUGCUUCGAUGUGGAUAGCACUGUGUGUUUGGAUGAAGGGAUUGAUGAGCUUGCUGAGUUCUGUGGGGCUGGAAAGGCUGUUGCAGAGUGGACUGCUAGAGCGAUGGGUGGUUCUGUUCCGUUUGAGGAAGCCUUGGCUGCUAGGUUGUCUUUGUUCAACCCCUCUUGGUCUCAACUUCAGAAUUUUCUUCAGCAAAAGCCACCAAGGCUUUCCCCUGGCAUAGAAGAGUUAGUCCAGAAGUUAAAGGCUAAUGGCAUUGAUGUUUAUCUUGUCUCUGGUGGCUUCCGUCAAAUGAUCAUUCCUGUUGCAUCAAUACUUGGAAUUCCAGAACAGAAUAUUUUUGCCAAUAACCUACUUUUUAAGAGCUCUGGAGAGUUUCUGGGGUUUGAUGAAAAGGAGCCUACUUCAAGGAGUGGAGGAAAAGCUGUUGCUGUCCAACAGAUCAAGAAGACUCGUGGUUUCAAAACUUUAACCAUGGUGGGAGAUGGUGCUACUGAUUUGGAGGCUCGUCAACCAGGUGGUGCUGACAUGUUCAUUUGCUAUGCUGGUGUUCAACUUCGAGAAUCUGUUGCUGUGAAAGCUGAUUGGCUAGUUUUCAAUUUUAAUGACCUUAUAAAUUCGUUGGGGUAACUUUUUUUUUUUUCUUUUUUCAUUUUGUUUUUUUCUGAGCCGGCGUGAGAAGUUUCCAACAUGAAGAGGAUUGGGAUGCAGUCACCAUCUCACUGUUUACAUUUUUUAGACUUUAUUUAAUGUAAAACAUAUUCUCUGUAGUUGCUUUUCAACUGCAGACCUUUCGGAUUACAGAAGAGUGAGAAAUCGAAUAAAAUAACAUUUUCAUGUCUUUUCUUUCUAGUUGUCA
This is a messenger RNA of Vigna unguiculata (cowpea), 1811 nucleotides long. It is a transcript of the gene PSP, whose product is annotated as 3-phosphoserine phosphatase. The record is from RefSeq and is a predicted model, not a curated record. Gene Ontology annotation, cellular component: chloroplast; cytoplasm. Gene Ontology annotation, molecular function: magnesium ion binding; L-phosphoserine phosphatase activity. Gene Ontology annotation, biological process: dephosphorylation; L-serine biosynthetic process. Lineage: Eukaryota; Viridiplantae; Streptophyta; Magnoliopsida; Fabales; Fabaceae.